AUGGCUAUCAUGUCGUCUUGUGCCACUGGUCAGUGCUCCAUACCCAGUGUGGGUAGUGUCAAUACUUUGGUUACCCUUUUGCUGCAGGAAGCUGGAGGAGAUCCUCCCCCAGAAACGGAGAUACCUUCCCUUUUCUAUGGUGUUCAACAUACAAACGCCUCUUUUUCCUAUUACACCCAAGCCAAUGAGAAUUCCUGUAAAGCCUGGAAAAACAAUCAAUGCCAUUGGCCUCGUGGCAAAACUAUAGGCGGCACAGGAGCCAUCAAUGCCAUGCUUUAUGUUAGAGGCAAUCGUCGGGACUAUGAUGAAUGGUGUGCAGCAGGUAAUGCGGGAUGGUGUUAUCAGCAAGUGUGGCCUUAUUUUCAAAAGGCCGAAUUUGCACAAGGCAACGCAACUCACCCCAAGGGCCAUCUAAGGCUAAGUGUUGUGAGAGACAAUGCCGGAAGUCAUUACAUCGAUAUGCUUAGCCAAGGUAUGCUAGAAUUGGGUAUACCCCAAUUGGAGGAUUUUGUUGAAGACAGUUAUUUGGGCCAUGCCUUGGUUAAGAGCACCAUCAGUGAAGGUCGUCGUGCCAGCACAGGCAAAGAAUAUUUGGCCAAAGUUGCCAAAAGGUCAAACUUAAAAGUUAUAAAAAAUGCCCAGGUUACCAAAAUCAAUUUCGAUAAGACAGCCGAUCAAGUGAUUUCCAUAGAAUUCAAGCUAAAGCAAAGCAAAAUUUUAAAGGUUCCCAUAAGAAAAGAGGCCAUACUCUCGGCAGGCUCCAUAGAUUCGCCCAAAAUUUUAAUGUUAUCGGGAGUGGGUCCCAGCAAUCAUCUGAAGGCUCUGCACAUAGACCAAAAACAUGAUUUACCUGUAGGCCAAAAUUUACAGGAUCAUGUUAUAGCCAAAGUCUUUAUGCGCCUGUUGGCAAACAAAACAGAGCCUACGGCAUCUCUCGAUGAGUUAUAUGAAUAUUUGAUGCAUCAAAAAGGUCCUCUGGGCUCUACGGGAGUAUCGUCCCUAAUCACUUUCUUGCAGAGCAAUGCAACGCGUGUUAGCCCCUAUCCUGAUUUAGAGGUUCAUCAAUUUCUAUUACAAAGAGGCCGCCACCAGUCGGCAGAUAUUUUCUUGAAUGGCAUAAAUGCCAAAGAAGAGUUUAAAGACUUAUUAUUGGAGCAAGUGGAAAAUUAUGAUGUUUUAUGUUUUUUGUUGGUGGCACUAAAUCCCAAAUCUAAAGGCAGCAUAAAACUUCAAACGAAAUCCGUGCAUGAUCCUCCACUAAUAGAUGCUGCCUACUUCCACAAUCCCCAGGACAGGGAGACCUUAUUGCAAGCCAUUAACCAUCUCAAUCGUUUGGAACAAACUUUGGCCUUGCAGCAAAGAAAGGCUGAAAUUAUUCACAUACCCAUAGCGGAAUGUGAUCGAUUUCCCUAUAAAUCUCAAGAAUAUUGGCAAUGUUAUGUGACCUAUUUCUCCAGUACUUGUUAUCAUCCAGUGGGCACCAUCAAAAUGGGUGCUGAGGAAGACGAAACUGCCUGUGUCAAUGCCCAGCUGAAGGUUAAGGGAAUACGAAACUUGAGAGUUGUAGAUGCUUCCAUAAUGCCCACCAUCACCAGUGGCAAUACCAAUGGGCCCACCAUUAUGAUUGCGGAAAAGGCAGCAGAUAUGAUAAAACAACAGUGGCAGGAGGUAUGAAAAAACACAAAAGUUAAGUUAGAAAGCUAGGACAUAUUUGAUUCAAAUAAAAUUUUUUUUAUAAAUUCUGUGGAUAAUGGAGAUUUAAGGAAACUCUU
Molecule: messenger RNA, 1772 nt
Organism: Stomoxys calcitrans (stable fly)
Lineage: Eukaryota; Metazoa; Arthropoda; Insecta; Diptera; Muscidae
Product: glucose dehydrogenase [FAD, quinone]
Exons: 3
Coding region: 1-1674 (557 amino acids)
Molecular function (GO): ecdysone oxidase activity; flavin adenine dinucleotide binding
Source: RefSeq, a predicted model, not a curated record